AUGAAUAAAAUGGCAAUAUUCUCAUAUUUUGAACAUUAUCUGUUAUCUCCUAUUUUUAAAGUAUAUAUGCUUUGAUUUUAUCACAGUUUAAAGGAGAGUAAUUUUUCUAAUUUAUUUUUGAAGAAUAAACAACUUUACCAAAGCUUUCGAAUAAUUAAUCUAGAAAAGGAUAGCUUAGGAUAUUGUUAGAGAAGAUCAAAUUUAUUAGAUAGUUUCAGAGGAGUCAAGGUAAAGAGUUAUUCUAAUAAAAACAAAAUUGAAAUAGUAUUAGAACUUGUGA
This is a messenger RNA of Paramecium octaurelia, 280 nucleotides long. The record is from the annotation of a GenBank genome assembly. Lineage: Eukaryota; Ciliophora; Oligohymenophorea; Peniculida; Parameciidae.